UAUGCCUUCGCCACCAUGGACAACAACCAGAUCAAGAGUACCGAGUGGGACGAUGACAAGUUCUUUGCUGAGAUCCAGGCUCUCAAGAACCAGAACCUCCACCUGAAGACCCUCCUGGCCGUUGGUGGAGCCAACAGUGCAAAUAGUCCAAAGUUCUCUGCUAUGGUGGCAACAUCUGCUAACCGUCAGACCUUCAUCACCUCCGUGAUCACGUUCCUGAGGCAGUACGGGUUUGACGGUCUGGACAUCGACUGGGAGUUCCCUGGCUCCAAGGGCAGCCCUGCCAUCGACAAGGAGCUCUUCACCACCCUCACUCAGGAGAUGCGGUACGCCUUCGAGGCUGAGGGCGUGAAGACCAGCCGUCCUCGUCUGAUGCUGACCGCGGCCGUGUCUGCCGGCAAGAGCACCAUCGAUGCCGCGUACCAGAUCCCUCAGCUCGGCGGCAUCCUGGACUACUUCCAUGUCAUGACCUAUGCGUUCCAUGGCUCCUGGCAGCACUUCACAGGGGAGAACAGCCCCCUGUACAAAGGACCUGCCGACACGGGGUCUCACAUCUACUACAGCAUAGACUAUGCCAUGAACUACUGGAGGAGCCAGGGUGCUCCUGCUGAGAAGCUGCUGGUUGGUUUCCCCACCUAUGGACGCACCUUCACCCUGGCCAGUGCCUCCGACACCGGUGUUGGUGCCCCUGCAAACGGAUCCGGUCCUGCUGGUACCUACACCAGGGAAGCUGGAUUCUGGUCCUACUAUGAGAUCUGCAGCUUCCUGAAGGGAGGAGCAAUUCAAGCCUGGGACGCCAUCCAGAUGGUCCCCUACGCCUACAACAGCCAGCUCGCUUGGGUCGGCUACGACAACAUCAGGAGCUACCAGAUUAAGAUUGACUGGUUGAAGAAGAACCAAUUUGGAGGAGCCUUGGUGUGGACCCUGGACCUGGACGACUUCAGUGGCACCUUCUGCGGCCAGGGCAAAUUCCCCCUGAUCAACACCAUCAAGAACGGCCUGGGCACCGGACAGUGUGGUGGUAGCAGUAGUGGUGGUAGUAGUGGUGGUAGCAGUAGUGGUGGUAGCAGCAGUGGUGGCAGCAGCAGUGGUGGUAGCAGCAGUGGUGGUAGCAGUGGAGGAGGAGGUAGCAGCAGUGGUGGUAGCAGCAGUGGUGGUAGCAGCAGUGGAGGAGGUAGCAGCAGUACAUUCUGCGCUCACAAGGCCAGCGGCAUUUACCCCAACCCCACCAACAAGCACACCUUCUACGAGUGCGCUAACAGCGUGACCUUCUUGCUGGACUGCCCCGACACCCUGGUGUUCGACCCCUCCUGCUUAUGCUGCACCUGGGCAUAGACCAGACCACCUAAUGCCCUCUACAGCAAGGGCGGCCAUUUUGUUCUCCCUCCAGUGGCCGUGCCGCCGCUGCCACCACACACAUCAUGCACUGUGCAUCGGCACCAAGAGACAGAGGGAGAGGCAGCAACAU
Messenger RNA from Sardina pilchardus (European sardine), 1468 nucleotides. RefSeq names its product acidic mammalian chitinase-like. Gene Ontology annotation, biological process: carbohydrate metabolic process; chitin catabolic process. The record is from RefSeq and is a predicted model, not a curated record. Gene Ontology annotation, cellular component: extracellular region. The transcript is spliced from 9 exons. Gene Ontology annotation, molecular function: chitinase activity; chitin binding. Lineage: Eukaryota; Metazoa; Chordata; Actinopteri; Clupeiformes; Clupeidae. The coding region runs from base 16 to 1335 and encodes 439 amino acids.